Molecule: messenger RNA, 1626 nt
Organism: Penicillium nucicola
Lineage: Eukaryota; Fungi; Ascomycota; Eurotiomycetes; Eurotiales; Aspergillaceae
Product: cytochrome P450
Exons: 3
Coding region: 1-1626 (541 amino acids)
Molecular function (GO): monooxygenase activity; oxidoreductase activity, acting on paired donors, with incorporation or reduction of molecular oxygen; iron ion binding
Source: RefSeq, a predicted model, not a curated record
AUGACCACUGUCAACGAUGGCCUCAAUAUCGCCUUGAUAGGUAUGGCUACUGGGCUGUAUCUCCGACCAGAAUAUGCCAUCUUCGGCUCUCAAAUUGCGACCGGCGCUAUCCUCUUGGUAAUUAUCACGGCGCUGAAACUGACCUAUCGUCUGGGAUUUUACCCGGAAUACUUCAGCCCGCUAAAACAUAUCCAUUCACCUCCGAAUCGACACUGGUUGAAAGGAAACACAAGCUCCUACUUUCUGGAAGCCCCCUUUGAACAUAUGCGGGAAUGGGUCAAGAAAUUGCCAAAUGAUGAUCUCAUUCGAUUUUAUGUCGUCGGUAACCUCGAGAGACUCUUCUUGACAAGCCCAAAAUCGUUGGGCGAGCUCCUCGUAACCAAGAAUUAUGAUUUCGAAAAGCCAGAAAUGAUUCGAGAGAGCUUGCGACGCAUCACUGGCGAUGGUGUACUCCUUGCUGAGGGUGAUGAGCACAAGACACAACGAAAGAACCUCAUGCCAGCCUUUGCAUACCGCCAUAUCAAGAACCUAUACCCAGUAUUCUGGGCCAAGAGCAUCGAAAUGGUGAAAAUGAUCGAACAAGACCUGAAUGCCAGACCCUCGACUAGCGACAACGUCGUUCAAGUCAGCAACUGGGCCAGCCGAGCAACACUCGACAUAAUCGGCAUAGCAGGCAUGGAUCACGAUUUCGACUCUCUCCAAGACCCAGACAAUACUCUUAACAAGUCCUACAGACAGAUCAUGCUCACCCCACCCACCUGGUUAAGACUCGUGUUCGUGUUCAGCUUCCUCAUCGGCUACCCAGGUCUGUCCCGCAGAUUCCCUUCGAACUGGAAUACCGAGAUCAUGAAGAGCGGCGAAGUGAUCCGCAGCGUGGCCCGCCAAAUGAUCCGUCAGAAGAAAGCGAAAAUGGAAGACCCAGCAGCUGAAACCGGAAUUGAUAUCGUCUCUGUCGCGCUAAGCAGUGGAACCUUUGACGAGGAGAACCUUGUCGACCAAUGCAUGACAUUCCUCGGCGCAGGCCACGAAACAACAGCCUCAGCUCUCCAAUGGGCCGUAUAUGCUCUCUGCAAAAACCCAGAAAUGCAAACCCGCCUUCGCGAAGAAGUCCGCGCCAACCUCCCGUCCCUGAGCGACGAAACACCCAUCACGGCAGCUCAAAUCGAUAACCUGCCUUACUUGAACGCAGUUUGCAACGAAGUUCUCCGUUUCCACCCCUCCGUUCCAGCCACAAUUCGAAUGUCAGUUCGCGAUACCAGUAUUUGUGGUAAGAAUAUUCCAAAAGGAACAUUGUUCAGUAUCUCUCCACAGAUCGUGAACCGUAUGGAAGAGUUCUGGGGACCGGAUGCGGAUGAAUUCAACCCGGAUCGCUUUAUGGGUCCUGGAAAAGCGAACACCGGCGGUGCUGUUAGUAAUUAUGCCUUCUUAACCUUCUUACAUGGCCCGCGCAGUUGUAUUGGUCAGGGCUUUGCGAAGGCUGAGCUGGCUUGUUUGCUUGCCGCUACUGUUGGUCGGUUCCAGAUGGAGUUGAAGAACCCCGAUGCUAAGUUGGAGCUUCGCCAGGCGGCAACUGUUUCGCCGAAAGAUGGAGUUCUUGCUAAGUUUACGUUGUUGGAGGGGUGGUAG